This is a messenger RNA of Maudiozyma barnettii, 1767 nucleotides long. It is a transcript of the gene MGS1, whose product is annotated as ssDNA-dependent ATPase MGS1. The record is from RefSeq and is a predicted model, not a curated record. Gene Ontology annotation, biological process: DNA-templated DNA replication; regulation of DNA repair; DNA repair. Gene Ontology annotation, molecular function: ATP binding; DNA binding; ATP hydrolysis activity. NCBI's taxonomy places the organism in Eukaryota, Fungi, Ascomycota, Saccharomycetes, Saccharomycetales, Saccharomycetaceae. The transcript has a single exon. The coding region runs from base 1 to 1767 and encodes 588 amino acids. Gene Ontology annotation, cellular component: nucleus.
AUGUCCUUUUUUCAGAAGAAAUCAACAGAUGACGAAACUCAAUCGAAAACUAAGAUCAUCAAGUGUCCUAUAUGUUCUGAAUCAAUAUUAUAUAUGAACAUAAAUUCUCAUAUAGAUAAAUGUUCUCUAAAACAUUCCAAAGUAAAAGCUGAUACUAGUAAUGGUGGUGGAGCUAACAGUGACUUAAUCAAGCCUGAGAGAUCGUUAUCUAGUAUAUUGAAUGGUAAACGUAAAUUACCGUCCACUCAAUCUACUUCUGGAACAUCGAUAUCAACUGCAAUCGAUAUUAAUGAUACAAAGGAUACCAUGAUUGAUGAUGAUGAUGAUAAUAACCGUCCGAACAAGUCUAUUAAAAUGGAACCUAAGAGUAUAAAAUCCAUGACUAUCCCAGAGAAAUCAUUGGAACAAGAGAUUAAGUAUUUACAAAAAAAUAUUCAUUUACCUUUAUCUGAAAGAUUACGUCCUAAAGAAUUAAGAGAAUAUGUGGGGCAACAACAUAUCUUAUCUCAUACUACAGGAACCCUCUAUAAAUAUAUCCAGGAAAAUACAAUCCCAUCGAUGAUAUUAUGGGGUCCACCUGGUGUUGGGAAGACAUCUUUGGCACGUCUACUUUCAAAAUCGGCUCAUAAUUAUUAUAUGAUAGAAACAAGUGCCACUAAGGCUAACACUCAGGAACUAAGGUCUAUUUUUGAUAAAGCCAAAAAAGAAUAUCAACUGACAAAGAGACGGACAGUAUUAUUUAUUGAUGAAAUCCACAGAUUUAAUAAAUCUCAACAAGAUCUACUGUUACCUCAUGUUGAAAAUGGAGAUGUUGUAUUAAUUGGUGCCACUACUGAGAACCCAAGUUUUCAACUUAAUAAUGCUUUAAUAAGUAGAUGUCAUGUGUUUGUCUUACAGAAAUUGACUCUUAAUGAAUCAUGUAUAGUUUUAUCAAGAGGUAUUGCAUUAUUAAAUAAAUGUCGGAAAUUGGUUUUAAACAUAGACAAACCUUUAAAAUUAUCAAGAGCAUGUCUUGAAUAUUUGGUAGAUGUAUCAAUGGGUGACACACGUAGAACAUUAAAUUUAUUAGAGAUGAUUGAGAUUUGGACAAGAACCGGUGAAGUCAAUUCUGAUAGUUUGACCGUAGAUGAAAUUAGAGAUAUUAUUAAGACUAAUAGUUCUAAUGGGUUAAGCACAUACUAUGAUCCAAAGGGUGAUAAUCAUUAUGAUACGAUAUCUGCGUUCCAUAAAGCUAUCAGAGGUGGUGAUGAAAAUGCAUCAUUAUAUUAUUUAGCACGAAUGAUCAAGGGUGGAGAGGAUCCUUUGUAUAUUGCUAGACGUAUGAUUCGCGUAGCCACUGAAGAUGUAGGACUUCGAGAUCCUUCACAGUUACUAUUGGCUGUGGCCGCGCAUGAUGCAGUGAUGAAGAUAGGAUUACCUGAAGCCGAUUUAGCCUUGGCAGAAUGUUGUGUGAGUUUAGCAAGAGCUCCAAAGUCUAUUGAAUUGUAUAGAGCUUGGAGUAAAGUGAAGGGGAUGAUGAGUGAAAAUUUGUAUGGUUUAGCAAGUAGUGAAAUCCCUAUGCAUAUUAGAAACGCACCAACAAAAUUAAUGGAGGACUUAGGUUAUUCUGAAGGUUAUAAAUAUAACCCUGAAUAUAAGGAUGGGUUAUGUAAACAACAAUACUGGCCUCAAGAAGUAUUGGAAAAAUGUCCAAAUAGAAAUGAAUUAAAGUUUUUGACAGGGAAGAAUUUUGGAAAUAAGAGAGAUCCAGAUCUAGAAAGAAGAUAG